Messenger RNA from Colossoma macropomum (tambaqui), 1609 nucleotides. RefSeq names its product secreted frizzled-related protein 1a (gene sfrp1a). Bases 321 to 1253 code for a protein of 310 amino acids. Gene Ontology annotation, molecular function: Wnt-protein binding. Gene Ontology annotation, biological process: canonical Wnt signaling pathway; negative regulation of canonical Wnt signaling pathway; non-canonical Wnt signaling pathway. The transcript is spliced from 3 exons. The record is from RefSeq and is a predicted model, not a curated record. NCBI's taxonomy places the organism in Eukaryota, Metazoa, Chordata, Actinopteri, Characiformes, Serrasalmidae.
GCGAAAGCCAAAAGGUGCAGAGGGGUUCCUAUUGGCUCUCAGUCUCUUGCUGUCUCCCGCUGAGUUGCAUUUGAAGCAAGGCAGUGAACAAGAGGAUCACUCUCAGCUGAACUGUUAGAAGGCUGGGGUUUUUUUGCAGAGAGAGCAUUCUUGCACAUUUCAACCCAUUGACUUCACGUUCCAGCAAAAAACAGGCACCGGGUUUUUUCUGCCCUCAUUCCUCACUAAUAUCUUUUGUUGUCCGAAAGAGUAACCCUUGACUUUUCUUGGGACUCCCCACUUCUGGAGGGCUGCAUUUUGUUAGGCAAACCUGCCCCUUCAUGAUGAAGCUGUUUGUACGUUUGUGCCCGUGGAAGGCCGUUGCCACGGCGCUGAUGGUCAUGUCCCUGGCAUCUCUGACCCGAUCCUCGGAAUAUGAGUACCUGGGCUGGAAGUCGGACUUGUUCAACAAUGGGCGCAUCUACGACAAGCCGCCGCAGUGCGUGGAAAUCCCGGACGACCUGCGACUGUGCCACAGUGUUGGGUACGGCCAGAUGCUGCUGCCCAACCUGCUGGAGCACGAGACCAUGACUGAGGUCAAGCAGCAGGCAGGCAGCUGGGUACCCUUGGUGCACAAGAACUGCCACCCAAGUACCCAGGUGUUCCUGUGCUCUCUGUUUGCACCCGUCUGCCUGGAUCGGCCCAUCUACCCGUGCCGGUAUCUCUGCGAAGAAGUGCGAGAUGCCUGCUCGCCCAUCAUGGAGGCCUUCGGCUUCCCUUGGCCCGAGAUGCUGACAUGCGACAAGUUCCCUCAGGGUGACGUGUGCAUCAGCGCGCCAAAUGACACCAAACCCUCCGUAGCCACUGGUUUGCCUCAGGUUUGCCCUCCCUGUGACCAUGCAGUGGAUGCGGAUGGUAUUCUGGAACACAUAUGCGCUAGCGAGUUUGUCAUCAAGACCAAGAUCAAGGAGGUGAAACGGGAGAACACGGACCGCAAGGUGAUCCUCCAGAAGAAGAAGAAGGCCCUGAAGAUGGGCACACUGAAGAAGAAAGACAUGAAGAAGCUCAUACUGUACCUGAAGAACGGCGCCGACUGCCCGUGCUCGCAGCUGGACAACCUGAGCAACAGCUACCUCAUCAUGGGCCGCAAGGCAGACAAGCAGCACAUCAUCACUGGCAUCUACAAGUGGGACAAAUCCAGCAAGGAGUUCAAAAAGACCAUGAAGAAGUUGCGAAACCACAAGUGUCCUGCCUUUGAGAAUGUCUUCAAAUAAUCCCUCGAUGUUCCAUCCUACUUUAAUGAACUUGCACAUCCCCAGCAACCCCAAAUAAUGUCCCUCCCCCCCACUUUGUUUUAUAUACAGUAUAUAUUAUAUAUUUCUAUGUGUAUUUUUCAGAUCAACACUCGGGUCUGUGCUGUUUAAGAUAGAGGACUCUUAACUGGAGUGAUUCACGAAUGGUACAGCUGAUCCACUAUCCAAAUGAUCGCUAAUGUAUAUAUCCAUAUCUCUCUCGAAUGGGUUGUAAAAUGACCAGAAUGCUUAUCAAAUGUUUCUGUUAAAUUCCCUUCUUUCUUUGAACGAUAUUUCAAUAGUUAGAAACCCGCUUCUAGGUUUUUGGAUGGUUUUGG